AUGGCCUUUCAGUGGAAGGCAUUCGACUUCUUCGACGUCAGCCAGGUCCGACUCGCCGACGACGAGACCCGUCUCUUUUUCGAGAGCAACGAGAUCGCCAGCGUCUGCUCCGGCUCGGACAGUCUGUUUCUUGGUAGCUACGAUGGAUACGUCCGCAUUGUCGGCGCGAGCUGGAAGGUGGUGAAGAGUUUCCAGGCCCACGAUGUCGGAACGAUUACACACAUGCGCCAGAUUGAGGGAACAAGCUUGCUGGUUACGGUCGCUGAAGACCUCAGUAGCGAGCCGGUGCUGAAGAUAUGGGCUCUGGACAAGCUGGUCAAGAAGACGAACAUGCCGACUUGCCUGAGCACCCUGAACAUCAGUAACGGCAAGAAGCAGUUUCCCAUCUCGGCCAUUGACGUCCUUGAUAACCUAAGUCAAGUCGCAGUUGGCUUUGCCAACGGCGCCGUAACCCUGAUCCGAGGCGACUUGAUCAACGACUUGGGAGCCAGACAAAGAACCGUGCACGAAUCCGAAGAACCGAUUACCGGCGUUGAGUUGAUGACCGACUCCCAGGGCCUCACAACCUUGUUCAUCUCGACGACAACCCGGAUCCUGAAGUUGAGCAUCUCCAAGAGGGGCCACAGCUCUCCACCAAAGACCGUCGAGGACAUGGGAUGUCAUGUUGAUUGUAUGACGGUCGAUAAGAAGACUGGAGAUGUGGUUGUGGCCAGAGAAGAUGCCAUCUAUACCUACACAUUGGAAGGCAGAGGAGUGCCACGCGCGUACGAGUCGGCGAAGCGGUUGGUGUCGAUCUACCAGGACUACAUCGCCCUGAUAUGCCCGCCAUCAUCCUCCACCUCAGACAAGCCGACUGACAACUUGCGCCGUCGCUUCGGUGGCGGUGCCGCGGACGCCCUCUUCAAUGCAUCCACCUUCGUUCUCCUGGAACCGGAUCUCAGAGUUUUAGGACACACACAGUCUCUGAUUUCCCCGUUCAAAGCCAUGUUCCAAAUUUGGGGGGAUCUCUUCAUCCUUACGCAAGAUGGCAAGGUCAACCGGUACCACGAAAAGUCGUUACAACAGCGUCUCGAGAUGCUGUACCAGCGCAAUAUGUUUCCCUUGGCCAUCGAGCUGGCGCAAAAGUCGGGACUCGAUGCCACGCAGCAGAGCGGCAUUUUCCGACGCUUUGGUGAUUAUCUGUACCAGAAGGCCGAUUAUGACGGGGCUAUGGUUCAAUACAUCAAGGCGAUUGAUACGACGGAGCCAUCACAGGUCAUCAGAAAGUUCCUCGACACCCAACGGAUACACAACCUUAUCCAGUAUUUGGAACAACUGCACGAACACCGCAAGGCGACAUCUGAUCAUACAACGCUCCUUCUCAACUGCUAUGCCAAACUCAAGGAUAUUGACAAGUUGGAAGCAUUCAUCAAGUCACCCGGUGAUUUGAAAUUCGAUCUGGAAACCGCAAUUUCAAUGUGUAGACAAGGAGGCUACUACGACCAAGCAGCGUAUCUCGCCAAGAAGCACGGCGAAAUUGAUCUGGUCGUGGACAUCCUGAUAGAGGAUUCAAAAUCGUACGACGAGGCACUUGAUUUCAUUUGGCACCAAGACCCCGACGUGGCGUACCCUUGUCUGAAGAAAUACGCUAGAGUCCUGAUCGAAAAUUGCCCGAAAGAAGCGACGACAGUGUUUGUCGAUUACUAUACGGGCAAGUACCGACCGAGAUUGAAUUUGGUUCCGAUUGAGGACAACGGAGAGACUGUCGCAGCUGGCGGUAUGGUUGCCGGUGCAGCAAGCGCGGUUCAGAACCUCUCCAACUUUCUGCCUUUACCGUAUAUGAACACAUCAUCUCUUCAAAGCCCUGAGACACCAGGCAACGGGACUACGGCGAUCGACGGCGCCGUUCAGCUUAUCUUGAACCCCGACGACAUCCCGGUACCAAAAUAUACACCGCCGCCUCCAAGGACGGCCUUUUCCUCAUUUAUAGAUCACCCGGAUGAGUUCAUUGUUUUCCUGGAGGCGUGCUUGGAGGAGAAGGGCUUAAAGGAGAGUGACAGGACAGAUUUGUAUACUACAUUGUUCGAGAUGUACCUGCACAAAUCGAACGAGAAGAAGGGAGAGCAGCACCGGGAAGAGUGGGAAAGCAAGGCCAAGAAGCUCAUUGAGGGCGAGGACAUUCCCAUGGAGAGCUCUAAUGUCCUCCUCUUAUCACACUUGUCCGACUUCAAGGAUGGCACGACGCUGGUCAAGGAGCAGUCUGGCCUUCUCUUCGACAUCUUCCGCUCUUAUACAUCGGCCAAGGAUACCCGCGGAGCCAUCAAAGCCCUCCGCAAAUACGGGCCUGAGGAGCCACAACUAUACCCGGCCGCCCUGGCGUACCUCACCUCCGACCCGCGAAUACUUGAGGAGGCCGGUUCGGAGGAGCUUUCCGCGGUCCUCAACAAGAUCGACAAGGACGGGCUAAUGGCGCCGCUGCAAGUCAUACAGACCCUCGUCGGCCAGUCUGGCGCGUCGGGUGGCGUGGCGACCAUGGGCAUGAUCAAGCCCUACCUCCACGAGACGAUCGAACGCGAGCGCAAGGAGAUCGCGGCCAACCGGCGGCGCAUCUCGGCGUUCCGUAGCGAAACGGAGCAGAAGCGGGCGGAGCUGGCCGACCUCGGCUCCAAGCCGGCCGUGUUUCAAUCGACGCGGUGCGCCGUGUGCACGGCGCCGCUUGACCUUCCGGCGGUGCACUUCCUCUGCAAGCACAGCUUCCACCAACGGUGCCUGCGCACCGAGGGCGAGUGCCCGCAGUGCGCCAACGACAACGCGACGAUCCGCGCGCUGCGCAAGACGCAGAUGGAGACAGCCGGCAAGCAUGACUUGUUCAAGGCCGAGCUGGAGCGCAGCGAGGACCGGUUCGCCACGAUCGCCGAGUGGUUCGGCCGCGGCGUCAUGGGGCCGCCCAGUGCCGAUACGGCGUAA
This is a messenger RNA of Colletotrichum graminicola M1.001, 2946 nucleotides long. Its product is annotated as vacuolar membrane protein. NCBI's taxonomy places the organism in Eukaryota, Fungi, Ascomycota, Sordariomycetes, Glomerellales, Glomerellaceae. The transcript is spliced from 6 exons. Gene Ontology annotation, biological process: organelle fusion; endosome organization; intracellular protein transport. Gene Ontology annotation, cellular component: HOPS complex; endosome. The coding region runs from base 1 to 2946 and encodes 981 amino acids. The record is from RefSeq and is a predicted model, not a curated record. Gene Ontology annotation, molecular function: protein-macromolecule adaptor activity; protein binding.